This is a messenger RNA of Myotis brandtii (Brandt's bat), 1198 nucleotides long. RefSeq names its product polyglutamine binding protein 1 (gene PQBP1). The transcript is spliced from 8 exons. The coding region runs from base 269 to 1150 and encodes 293 amino acids. The record is from RefSeq and is a predicted model, not a curated record. Gene Ontology annotation, biological process: alternative mRNA splicing, via spliceosome. Gene Ontology annotation, molecular function: protein binding; ribonucleoprotein complex binding. Gene Ontology annotation, cellular component: nuclear body; cytoplasm. NCBI's taxonomy places the organism in Eukaryota, Metazoa, Chordata, Mammalia, Chiroptera, Vespertilionidae.
CCCAGUUCAUUUCCAGUCUUGGGGAGAGACGGUCCAGCUCUGUGCUUUGGAAGGAAAGAGUCGCGUGGUCCUGGUGAUUCUAGCGGCGACGACAGGGAUGCGACCUGUCUGACAGCGUUCCCCUACCUGCGUGACUCUAUUGGUAACGUCGAGGGACGUGCAUAUUUUGAAGCCGGAGGACGUGCUCCCCUGUGCAUCCCCAUCCUAGCUCUUUGGUUCCUCCCACCCGGCAGUCUUUGGGGGACGUUAGAUCUGCCUGCUACUCGCUAUGCCGCUGCCCGUUGCUCUGCAGACCCGCUUGGCCAAGAGAGGCAUCCUCAAACAUCUAGAGCCCGGAAAAAGGUUCCCCACCCCUGUCUUAUCUGAAACCAGGAACAGGACAGAUUUAGAACCAGAGGAAGAGAUCAUUGCUGAGGACUACGAUGAUGAUCCCGUGGACUAUGAGGCCACCCGGUUGGAGGGCCUGCCACCCAACUGGUACAAGGUGUUUGACCCUUCCUGCGGACUCCCUUACUACUGGAAUGUGGACACAGACCUGGUGUCCUGGCUCUCCCCACACGACUCCAACUCCAUCGUUACCAAAUCUGCUAAGAAGCUCAGGAACAGUAAUGCAGAUGCUGAGGAGAAGUUGGACCGGAGCCAUGAGAAAUCGGACCGGAGCCACGAGAAAUCGGACCGGGGCCAUGAGAAAUCCGACAGGAGCCACGAGAAGUCUGACCGGGGCCACGAGAAAUCAGACAGAGACCGUGAACGUGGCUAUGACAAGGUGGACAGAGAAAGAGAGCGGGACAGGGAUCGGGACAGGGACCGGGACAGGGACCGGGACAGGGACCGUGACCGUGGAUAUGACAAGGUGGACAGAGAAGAGGCCAAAGAACGGCGCCAUCAUCGCCGGGAAGAGCUGGCUCCCUACCCCAAGAGCAAGAAGGUUUCAAGCCGGAAGGAUGAAGAGUUAGACCCAAUGGACCCCAGCGCAUACUCAGAUGCACCCCGGGGCACCUGGUCAACAGGACUCCCCAAGCGGAACGAGGCUAAGACGGGUGCAGACACGACAGCCGCCGGGCCCCUCUUCCAGCAGCGUCCCUACCCAUCCCCAGGGGCUGUGCUCCGGGCCAAUGCCGAGGCCUCCCGAACCAAGCAGCAGGACUGAACCCUCGUGGUUUUUAAUAAUAAAAGCUUUACAGUGGCUUGAACCCAC